GUCCAUGGUUAUGACAGACCCCAACCGCUGUUCGAGGUUUCCACAUCUCGACGCUGAGCCGCAACAGACUCGAUUCUGGACCAGCAAUGGCAGACAUCCCGCCCCACAUGUUGCUGGAGCGAGAGAUCUUAGAGGGCAACCUCGAAGGCGUGAGAAAAGCGCUCGCCGACGGAGCGUCUCCAAACGGACAGACUGAGGCGGUCAAGAAGCCAAUACACUACGCGGCUGAAGUCGGGUCAAUCCAGGUCAUCGAAGCGUUGUGUGAAAAGGGCGUGGAUUUAGAUGUUCCCAAUGCAGAUGAUAAUGGCAGCGCCCCGCUACACGUGGCCACGAGGAGGAACCACGAGGCUGUCGUGCAGCUGCUCCUCGAGAAGGGCGCCGACGCCGACGCCACGAACGGCCUGGGGCAAACGGCGCUCCACAUAGCAACUGUUGCUGACAACAAGAAUAUAGUUGGUUUCUUAAUAGAAAAGGGAGUUAAUUUACAAGUUACGGAUGCAAACAACGAAGACGCAAUGCAGAUAGCGACCCGAACGGCGUCGAAGCAGAUCCUGCAGCUCUUGAAGCAGGGCGGGUACCCCCUAGACUACGUGGCGGACGACGGCUCGACGCUGCUGCACCUGGCGGCGAAGUACGGCAACCUCGAAGCCGUCAAGUGGCUCGUGCGAAACGGCGCCGACACCGGGGCUCUUGAUCGGCAGGGCCUGGCGGCAGCGGCGGCGGCGGAGAGGGAAGGGCAGACUCACGUGGUCGAGUGGUUCGCGAGUCAAAGGUCCUUGAAAAAGGCAAAGCUUCCUAAGGCGUGCGACUUCAUUGAAGAACUGAGGAAGUUGAACCAAGAAGGGAAGGACUUAAAUGCUCUUUACACGGAAGGUUAUGGGCAAGGUUUUUGUCCCCUACACCUAGCAGCCGAGGCAGGGUACGAGACUGUGGUGGACUACCUGAUCCACGAGCAAGCUGACGUCAACGUAAAAUGCAGCAACGGAAUGACCGCCCUUCAUCUAGCGUCGUGGGGAGGCCACGCGAAGGUCGUGGAAAAGCUGAUAUAUGCGGGAUGUGACGCCACUGCACUGGACGAGGAAGGGAACGCUGCCUUCCACCUGGCCAGCAUCGGGGGUCACAUCCACACGCUGCAACUGCUCUACCCGUUAACCGACCCCGAGGUUCCGACGCCCGACGGCAAGACCGCCCUCCACUUGGCGGCCGAGCACGGGAACCUGAAGGCCGUGCGCUGGCUCCUCGGCAAAGGCCUCGACCCGAACAAGGUCGACCACUCGGACUGCACGCCGGACGCCUACGCCCGCCAGGAGAAGAACACGAAGAUUCACGAGUACCUCCUUCACUGGAAGCAGUACAUGAAGGAGAAGUCGACGAUACAGCGAUACCAGACAGAAAACCAAAACCUUCGACGAACACAAUUUCAAAUGCGAGAAGAAAUCCAGACAUUAGAAAAUGAAGUCAAAGUGAUGGAAAUCGAGAUGGAGAAGUUGAAGAAGGAAAAUCAGGUGUUGUCAGCGCUCUUGAAGUCGAAAGGAGGCACUGAGGCCGAGGCGACGCAGGAGCAAGAAGGAUGAACAUUAUAAUGGCUCUUGUACAUCGACGCCUGAUUUUGAAAAUACCUUUUUCAUUCUUUUAUUUCUUGAAUGUUCAUUGUUAAUGUGAUGAUGUCACAGUUUUGAAUUUGGGUUUGUCUUAUAUAAAUAAAUGGUAGUAAUUUUA
Messenger RNA from Penaeus chinensis, 1719 nucleotides. RefSeq names its product putative ankyrin repeat protein RF_0381. Lineage: Eukaryota; Metazoa; Arthropoda; Malacostraca; Decapoda; Penaeidae. The coding region runs from base 87 to 1574 and encodes 495 amino acids. The transcript is spliced from 12 exons. Gene Ontology annotation, cellular component: nucleus. The record is from RefSeq and is a predicted model, not a curated record. Gene Ontology annotation, molecular function: transcription cis-regulatory region binding; protein binding. Gene Ontology annotation, biological process: positive regulation of transcription by RNA polymerase II.